Messenger RNA from Vanrija pseudolonga, 783 nucleotides. Its product is annotated as Dihydroanticapsin 7-dehydrogenase. Lineage: Eukaryota; Fungi; Basidiomycota; Tremellomycetes; Trichosporonales; Trichosporonaceae. The record is from RefSeq and is a predicted model, not a curated record. Bases 1 to 783 code for a protein of 260 amino acids. Gene Ontology annotation, molecular function: oxidoreductase activity. The transcript is spliced from 5 exons.
AUGACCUCUCUCCAAGGCAAAGUUGUCAUCGUCACCGGCGGCGCGAGCGGCAUCGGGCUCGCGACGAGCAAGCUGACUCCUCUACUAGGCCCUGCUCGCGCCGGCGCCAACGUCGUCCUCGUCGACCUGAACGAGUCGUCCAUCGCCAGCGCGACGGCCUCCCUGAAGGCAGGCGGCGACAACCUGAUCGUCGUGCAGGGCGACACGAGCGUCGAGGCCACGUCGGAAAAGGCGACCAAGGACGCGCUGGCCAAGUGGGGCCGCGUCGACGGCGCCGUGCUCGCCGCGGGCAUCGGGCACACGCCGGGUCCUUUCCACGACACGACCGAGGAGAACUAUGACCUCGUUAUGGGGGUCAAUGCCAAGGGCGUCUUCCUCGGCAUGAAGCACGCCCUCCGCGGCUUCCUCGCCUCCCCGUCCAAGGGCGAGGGCUGCUCCAUCGUCGCCAUCUCGUCCGUCGCGGGUCUGGAGGGCCUCCCCUACAUCGCGGGCUACUCGGCCUCCAAGUUUGCCGUGCGCGGCCUCGUCGCGAACGCUGCAGCCGAGUACGGCCCGCGCGGGAUCCGCGUGAACGCGAUUUGUCCUGGGUACAUCGAGACCCCGCUCACUGCCGCCGCGUCCUCGACCAACAUGGAAGAGCGCGCAAAGGAGCGCUCGAGCCUCAAGCGUAACGGCAAGCCCGAGGAGGUGGCCUCUGCCGCCGUGUACCUCCUCAGCGCGGAGAGCUCGUUCGUCACCGGCAGCAGUCUGCGCGUCGACGGCGGCUGCUCGCGCUGGGUGUAG